This is a messenger RNA of Drechmeria coniospora, 978 nucleotides long. RefSeq names its product zinc finger domain-containing protein. The transcript is spliced from 6 exons. Lineage: Eukaryota; Fungi; Ascomycota; Sordariomycetes; Hypocreales; Ophiocordycipitaceae. The record is from RefSeq and is a predicted model, not a curated record. Bases 1 to 978 code for a protein of 325 amino acids. Gene Ontology annotation, molecular function: zinc ion binding; DNA binding.
AUGCCUCAGUAUCGAAUCGAGUCUUCACCCAACAACCGGGCCGGUUGCAAGGAUUCCGUCUGCAAGGCCGACGGGGUCAAGAUCAUGAAGGGAGAGAUUCGCUUCGGCACCUGGGUUGAGAUUAAUGAGCAUGGCAGCUGGAGCUGGAAGCACUGGGGUUGCGUUUCGGGCGCCCAGGUGCUGAAUCUGCGGGAGCUUUGCGACAAGGACGAUGGGACGUACGACUUUGACAUGAUAGACGGCUUCGACGAGCUUGUAGACGGCAAGAUGCAGGAAAAGAUUCGUCGCUGCGUGACGCAGGGUCAUAUCGACGCCGAGGAUUUCAAAGGCGAUCCCGAGAAAAACAAACUCGGAGAAAAGGGGAUUCACCUGACGAAAGCGCAAAAGGCUGCGAAAGAGAAGGCUGCUGCCGCCGCCGCCGCUUCUGAAUCGGAAGACGAGGCUCUCAAGAAAAAGACUGGCAAGCGAGGACGCAAGAACGUGGCGGAUGACGAAGAAGAUGCAGUGCCUAAGAAGGCAAAGACGUCCAAAGCGGCCAAGGCCAAGAAGGCGGCAGAUGACCAAGAAGAUGCGGUGGCCAAGAAGGCAAAGACGUCCAAAUCGACCAAGGCCAAGAAGGCGGCGCCCGCCAGGAAGGCUGCCCCCGCGGACUGCACCGAGGACGAGACCGAGGAUGGGGUCAAGGAGGAGGAGGAAGCGGCGGCGAAGAAGUCUCGCAAACCUGCUGCCAAGGUCACGGAGCAGACCAGGGUCAAAGCAGCGACCAAAGGUACCACUGGUGGCAAAGGACAGAAGUCGUCAAGGGUAGGUGUCACAUCCUCUGCGUAUGAAAAUGAGCACGUUGAGUCGGAACCGGAAGCUGGCCCUAAAGGCAAACCGAAGCGUGGUGCCCGGUCCAAGGAAGCAGCCAAAUCGGAAAAAGCAGAUGUGCAGGAGCUGCCAGCCAUGCGGCGUCGUGGCCGUCCUCGCAAGGCCUGA